Messenger RNA from Tribolium madens (black flour beetle), 964 nucleotides. Its product is annotated as josephin-1-like. Lineage: Eukaryota; Metazoa; Arthropoda; Insecta; Coleoptera; Tenebrionidae. Gene Ontology annotation, molecular function: cysteine-type deubiquitinase activity. The transcript is spliced from 3 exons. The coding region runs from base 208 to 870 and encodes 220 amino acids. Gene Ontology annotation, biological process: protein deubiquitination. The record is from RefSeq and is a predicted model, not a curated record.
UAACCACAUUUCACAACAGUUCACUGCAGUUCAUUGACCAAUUGUCAAAACAAAAAUCAUUAAUCGAGCAAUAUGUGAUUUAUUCUGGUUUAAAAUUCAAGUAAAUUUAUGUAAACCUAACUUAAUACUGAUCCAAUCUUGAAUUAUCAUAAUUGUGACAAGAAAAUGUGGAAAUUUGGAACUUCAUAAUCCAUAACCUCAAAAAUAAUGAACUUUAAUGACAUCUACCAUGAGAAGCAAGUUAGAGAAUUAUGUGCUUUGCACGCUUUAAACAACUUAUUUCAAUCGAAAGAUGCAUUUACGAAAAUGGAGCUCGACGUAAUUUGCCACUCUUUGUCACCAGACAAUUGGAUAAACCCCCAUAAAUCCGUACUGGGGUUGGGAAACUACGAUAUUAACGUCAUAAUGAAAGCCUUGCAAUCGAGGGGAUAUGAAACGAUUUGGUUUGAUAAACGAAAAGACCCGAGUUGUUUGAAUUUUAAAAAUAUCUGUGGGUACAUUUUGAACGUCCCCAGUGAGUAUAAAAUCAGUUUUAUUACACUGCCCUUACGUAGGAGACAUUGGAUAACAAUCAGGCAACUAAAUGGAUUGUUUUAUAAUUUAGAUUCAAAACUAGAAUCGCCCCAAAUAAUUGGAAGGGAAUCUGACCUCUUAAAUUAUUUAAAAGAAGAAUUGGAUUGUAGAGAUAAAGAAUUAUUUUUAGUCGUUACAAACGACGUAGGAAAAGAGCAAAGUUGGUUGAAGAAUCAAGCCAGUUACAGCAACCUCCAAGAGAGAGAAGCCGAAAUAGUACAGUUGAGGGACAUUACAAGCGAUGAUGUUAACGUUACAAUCAAUCCCUUAUGUAAUAAUAAAUCAGAUUGGUCAUAAGAUUUGUCUAAUUGCCAUUAUGUGUUCAAGGGCUUAAUGUGUGUUUUUUAAUGCUUUUUGUGAAUCAUUAAAAAUAGAACGAAUUUCAACCAAA